CCUCAAGAGCAAGUUAAUACUAGCCGAGGUAGUGGAGAUAUAUUUGUUGGUGAGGGUUUUAAGAACUGGAAGCAUAAAGAGAAGCUGUUGAGUCAUGUUGGAGAUCACAACAGUGCACACAACAAGGCAAGACAGAAAUGUGAGUCUUUAAUGAAGCAUCAAGAGGAGAGCAUUCCUGAUUUAUGGUCGAGCAAGGAAGACAAGAAUAAAAAGGAAUAUCGCAUCAUGUUAACUGCAGCUGUUGAUUGUGUACGAUUCCUCAUUCGCCAAGGGCUAUCUUUUCGUGGGCAUGAUGAGUCAUCUAGCUCGAAUAAUCAAGGAAAUUACAUAAAAUUAUUUCAAUUUCUUGCAGAUCAUAAUGAAGAGAUUAAAAAGGUGACAUUUGAAAAUGCAAGUGCGAAGUUAAAGUUGAUUGCACCAAAAGUACAAAAAGAGAUUUGCAGUGUUAUGGCUGCUGAAACCUUGGCUGUAAUCAUGAAAGAUUUGGAUGAUUCUUACUUCACUAUUCUAGUUGAUGAGUCUCGCGAUGUUUCUAUGAAAGAACAAUUAGCUAUUGCAGUAAGAUAUGUAGACAAAUUGGGCCAGGUAAUUGAGAGAUUCAUUGGUAUUUGUCAUGUAUCUUCAACAAACGCAUUAGCACUCAAGGCAUCAAUUGAAGCGGUUCUUGCAAAACAUUCAUUAAGCAUAUACAGAAUACGUGGACAAGGCUAUGAUGGAGCAUCUAAUAUGAGGGGUGAGUUUAAUGGUUUGAAAGCAUUAAUUCUGAAAGAUAAUCCUCAGGCAAUCUAUAUUCAUUGUUUUGCUCAUCAGCUUCAAUUAUGUUUGGUUUCUAUUGCAAAAAAUCAUUGGCAAGUAAAACAUUUGUUUGAGAUCACUUCAAGGAUUGUCAAUACAGUUGGAGCUUCAUGUAAGAGAAACGAUACCCUAAAAGCUAUUCAACAUGAUAAAAUAGUUUUUCAUUUAACAAGUGGAGAGUUAAUUAGUGGUCGAGGUUUGAAUCAAGAAACUAACUUGCAUCGUGCUGGUGACACUCGUUGGAGCUCGCAUUUUCAAACAUUAAUCAGUCUAAGAAAAAUGUAUGCUUCUGUGAUCGAAGUACUUGAAAUUGUCAAGGAUGAUGGGAUACAUGAUCAACAUUCAGUAGAAGCAG
This is a messenger RNA of Dendrobium catenatum, 1150 nucleotides long. RefSeq names its product zinc finger MYM-type protein 1-like. The record is from RefSeq and is a predicted model, not a curated record. The annotation marks the transcript as partial. NCBI's taxonomy places the organism in Eukaryota, Viridiplantae, Streptophyta, Magnoliopsida, Asparagales, Orchidaceae. The transcript has a single exon.